CAGUUUCGCUCUGUGCUUCGUGAAGUGCGCGCGUGUUUCAAAAUGGCUGCGAAUGUACCGAUUAUUUUGAACAACGGACGUACUUGUCCCGUGUUGGGACUGGGGACUUGGAAAUCCAAGCCCGGUGAAGUGGCGCAGGCAGUGAAGGAUGCUAUCGACGCCGGCUACCGACAUAUCGACUGCGCUCACGUCUACAUGAACGAAAAGGAGGUUGGGCAGGCAUUGAAAGAAAAGUUCGAUGAAGGAGCCGUAAAAAGGGAAGAUAUUUUUAUCACAUCAAAACUAUGGUGCACCUCCCACCGCCCGGAUCUUGUGGAGGGUGCCAUUAAGACCACGCUAAGCAACUUGGGAUUGGAUUAUUUAGACUUGUAUUUGAUUCAUUGGCCUCAAGCUUUUAAGGAAGGAGAGGAAAUAUUCCCCACAGGAGCUGAUGGCAAGGUCAUUCCGUCACCUGUAGACUUUGUCGACACUUACAAGGAGAUGGAGAAACUGGUAGAGAAGGGUCUCACAAGGAGUCUUGGACUUUCAAACUUCAAUAAGAAGCAGAUUGAAAGAGUUUUGGAAGUCGCUUCGGUAAAGCCGGUGAUGUUGCAGAUCGAAGUCCACCCAUAUCUAAACCAACAAAAACUGAUCGACUUCUGCAAGCUCCAUGACAUAGCGAUCACAGCAUACUCUCCACUUGGCUCCCCUGACAGACCCUGGGCCAAACCUGACGAUGUGAAGUUAUUGGACGACCCAAAACUCAAGGCUAUUGGUGAUAAAUACGGAAAGAGUUCCGCUCAAGUCCUUAUCAGAUAUGCCAUCGACCGCGGCCUCAUAGUCAUUCCUAAAUCGGUCUCCAAGAACCGUAUCGUACAAAACUUCAACGUGUUCGACUUCCAACUGACCCUCGAUGACAUAAUGGAGAUAUCUUCCCUUGAGUGCAACGGCAGAAUCUGUUCCAUGGGAGACACACACCAUCCAGAUUACCCAUUCCAUGACGAAUACUGAAAACCAUCGCUGGAAGUCUUGAAAAUGAUGCGAAAUCGGUCACUAAGUUAGAAAUUCCAAUAAUCAAUUUUGAACCUUUAACGCAAUGGAAUAUGGUUAAACAUCUACUAAAUAAAUUCGUGACUUAUAGGCCAUUUUCGCUACUUUGGGAUUCGGACAAGCAUUCCUAAUUUAUUUAUUUAUUUGCUUAAGAAAUUAUGCAUUUUUGUGAUAUUUAUAAGGAUUAUUCUGAUUUAUAGUGAGCAUAUUAGAAAUAUGCCACUUUUAAGUAUCGCACAGUGUGUUGUGUGCAAUUUUAAUAUACACGAUUUAAAAAAAGUAAUCUUAUAUACUACAUUUUCUUUAUGUACACUUGUGUUCAAAAUCUAAUUUGUCAAUUUUCAUAUAGCACUGUUUUAACAGAACACAAAAAGUUCGUUAAAUUGUUUUAAGUAAUUUUCCCGUGUCAAUAAUUUUCUGCUAAUUGUUAAUAGAAUUUAAAAUUAUCAAUAAAACUUAAAAAAAUA
Messenger RNA from Spodoptera litura, 1496 nucleotides. Its product is annotated as aldo-keto reductase 1B. The record is from RefSeq and is a predicted model, not a curated record. NCBI's taxonomy places the organism in Eukaryota, Metazoa, Arthropoda, Insecta, Lepidoptera, Noctuidae. Gene Ontology annotation, molecular function: oxidoreductase activity.